UGCAUCAUUUCAACGAGGAUACCGGUGUACUCGGGGAAUGGUAUAUACACCCAUGACCUAUUUGUGGCAGCUUUCCCAUGUACUUCUCCCGGGAAAGAAGCUCUCUCUUCCCUUGGAUGAUCCUUCACCUCUAAUACCGACUCCCAUGUCUUGUAUUCCUCUCUGCAACUGCCAUGCCUGCAUGAGUGCUCUAACAUAUACCCUUAUUGAAGGCUGAUCUUUUCUCUAAGAAAUCGUGUUUUUACAGCCCUGUCAUAGUUUGAAAGGAUCAUAACUGCUUUUGUAUAUGAUGGAGUACAAAUGUUUUGUUGGAAUGGUGAUGGUAUUGAUAUUCUCUGGUUGUGAGCAGAAUGUUAUGAUAUGGAUGGUUUGAGUUACAGUUCAAAGUAACUUGCAUUUCUAUUGCCUUGGGUGCUUGCAGGAAGAAAACGAAAACAUGGUGGUUGGGAAUUUCUAUAUUUAGAAGCAAUAAGCAUAACACUUUUGUUUUGAUGAGUUGGAUUGGUAUGGGAACCAGGAGCGAUUGUAUAGUUCAAGACAAGAGGAUUCAUAGGGAUUUGUAGCCUGUGUUGUCAAAGAAAGUAUCAUCCUUUGAGAUUUGAAGGGUAAUUGCAUUAGGCUCGCUUGGAUUUGUCCAAAUCUCUGCUUUUGCAAGAGCAGAGGAAAACUAGGACCAAACCCAAGUCACAAUCUGAUUCACAAAGCAAUAUGAAUUCAUGGGAUGAUUUCUUGAUGAUGAUCAGAAGAAAACAACAUCCAGAGAUUGCUGGUACAAGGUCUGGAAGCCCCAGAGGCGAGACAUUGGCUCCUCUUAUGGAAGGUCCUGAACCAGAGAGCUUUGAGAAUAAUGCAGGAAAAAAGGAGGGAAGGAGUGGAUUGCAGCAUUGGAUGAAAAACCAACUUUCAGUAAAAGGUACUUCAGCUUCAUCAGCAUCUGGGUACAAGCGUUCUGAUCUUCAUCUUCUCUUGGGAGUGUUGGGUACUCCUCUGGCCCCUGUGACUGUUAGCAAUAGUCAUAUUCCCCAUCUCUCCAUCAAGGAGAAUCCCAUCGAAGCAUCCUCUGCACAGUAUAUUUUACAGCAGUAUAUAGCAGCUUCAGGAGCCAGGUCUCAAUGUUCAUUUCGGAAUUCUUAUGCAAUGGGCCGAGUGAAGAUGCUAACGUCAGAGUAUGAGACAGCCACCAAAGUGACAAAAACAAAGAAUCCUUCCAAGGCAGCCGAGACAGGGGGUUUUGUUCUGUGGCAGAUGAUGCCAGAUAUGUGGUAUGUAGAGCUUGUAGUUGCAGGCAACAAAGUCUACGCAGGAAGCAAUGGAAAGCUUGUAUGGAGGCACACUCCUUGGCUUGGUGCCCAUGCAGCCAAAGGUCCAAUUAGGCCAUUGCGCCGAGUUCUUCAGGGCUUGGAUCCAAGAUCAACUGCAACUAUGUUUUCUGAUGCAAAAUGCAUUGGUGAGAAGAAAAUUAAUGGAGAAGAAUGCUUCACUCUCAAGCUCACUGUAGAUCCUAAAAUAUUGGCAGCAAGAAGUGAUGGCCCUGUGGACAUUAUUAGGCAUGUUCUCUUCGGUCACUUUAGCCAGAGAAGUGGACUUUUGGUUCACAUGGAAGAUUCUCAUCUCACUCGUAUUCAAUCCACUGGAGGUGAUUCGAUUUACUGGGAAACAACUAUAAAUUCAUUCCUUGAGGAUUACAGACUUGUAGAUGGUGUCAUGAUUGCCCAUUCAGGCCGGACUAUUGCUACUCUAUUCAGAUUUGGAGAGAUUGCAAUGAGCCACACAAAGACUCGAAUGGAAGAAGAGUGGACAAUUGAUGAAGUUGCCUUCAAUGUUCCUGGACUAUCCAUGGAUUGUUUUAUACCUCCUGCUGACAUCAGAAAUGGUUCAGUCAGUGACACCUAUGAGCUUCCUCAUGAAGACAGAGGUAAACAAAUUGUCGGAAAUAGAUCAAAGGUGGCAGCUUUGGAAAAAUCUCAGGAAAAUCUUGAUAAUAUAAUUUGGAGAGUAGAAGUAUAACCUAAUGUUUCAACUUAUCAAGAUUUUGAUCUGAUGUGGAAGUCUCUUCCGGGGACCAAUUGAAAUUUGAAAUCAUUUGACAUUGUUUUCAUCACAUACAGCUUGAAUAAAAGAAAGCUUGCAUUUAAUUAAGGUAAAAUAUGUGUCAACUAGAUCCUUUACUUGAGUAUGGAUGUAUUUUUUGAUUUCAGCGUCAAAAUCUUACAGUGGCAGUGUUUCAGACCUUAUGUAUUCAGUCCUUAAGGGCAAGAGGAUGUUUUUCAGGUUCUUUUUCAAAUGUGGUGGAUGGAAGAUUUUCUUUGAUCAUAGCUGAUAUCUACAGAGUUUACAUGCAGGAUUGAUGCUGAGCAUUGCAAAAUUGGAGGAGACUAAUUCAAGAAAAGUAGAAGAAAGAUUGUUCACUUGUGAUUGAUUCCUGAAGGAUGCAUUUGAGCUAAAAAAGCUUAUGGGGCAUCCUUUAAGGUGUGAAUAGUAUCUGUUUACGUUAUACUGGGCUGUGCUAGGAUUGUUUCUUUGAGGUGGAGAACAUUAUUUAAUAGUUCAGUGUUUGUACUAUGCUAUAUAUGUGGAUUUGUACAUGAAGUGCUUUUGAGUAAGCUUAUAUCAAUUUAGUUCUGUGAUCACUUAUACCAAUGUCUCGGUCACUGUUCCCUUUUGAGUUGGGACUUUGAUAUUCA
Messenger RNA from Cryptomeria japonica (Japanese cedar), 2684 nucleotides. RefSeq lists its product as uncharacterized. Bases 709 to 2007 code for a protein of 432 amino acids. Lineage: Eukaryota; Viridiplantae; Streptophyta; Pinopsida; Cupressales; Cupressaceae. The record is from RefSeq and is a predicted model, not a curated record. The transcript has 3 exons.